Pongo pygmaeus (Bornean orangutan) is the source of this 13945-nucleotide messenger RNA. RefSeq names its product protocadherin beta-15. Gene Ontology annotation, biological process: homophilic cell-cell adhesion. The transcript has a single exon. The record is from RefSeq and is a predicted model, not a curated record. Gene Ontology annotation, cellular component: plasma membrane. The coding region runs from base 1842 to 4205 and encodes 787 amino acids. Lineage: Eukaryota; Metazoa; Chordata; Mammalia; Primates; Hominidae. Gene Ontology annotation, molecular function: calcium ion binding.
AAUAUGACAACAUUUGGGAUCAAGGAGGUUGUAAAAUAUUAGUAGUCUAUAAGGGACAUGCACUAGCUUUUGUCAGAGUAUACAAUUUUGAGAAAAACUGAAGGACCUUUCCAAUGGUACAGUCUUUGAAGUGUUUAACAGAAAUUCUUAGAAAAUUUUAUUAUACAAGAGUUUUGAAUAUCGUAAGUGUCAUAAUAACAUUACUGUAAAAAAAACCUUGACAAUGAAAAAUGUGUGUCUAAAAGAGACAUAAUCCUUAUCUUUAGGGUCAUCAUAAUCUUGUUAUGUUCUUUCUUUCUAUCAUAUUAUAUAUCCCUUGCUUAUGGGUAGCUAGGUUAUUUUGCCACUUAAUGAAAUGACAUUUUAGGUCAUUCUGAGUUAUUUCACAUUACUAUUUAAAGGGCAUAGGAAAUAGCUACCUUAUGAACAUGCUGUCUUCGUUUAUCCAUCUUAUAUAAUGAACUUGAAUCCCAGCAGAAGAGGGGACUUCUACAGCAGGAGGAGAACCUAUCUGUCAGAAUUUUUAAGUUAAUUGUGAUUUAUUAAUGGAUCCAUAUAACAAAUAUUUACUGAGCACCUACCAUGUGCCGGGGAUUAUUUUAGAUAUUGGGGAUGCAGCAGUGAACAAAAUGAAGUUCUAACACGUGAGGUUGAAACAGAAAGGAAACAACUAAAUAAGUACUUCUAUACUAUGUCAGAUAAUAAAUACGAGAGAGACAAGGCAGGGCUGGGAACGGCAGCUCAUGCCUAUAACCCCAGCACUUUGGGAGGCUGAGGCAGGAGGAUUGCUUGAACUCAGAAAUUUGAGACCAGCCUAGGCAACAUAGCAAGACCUCAUCUUUACAAAUAAUUAAAACAUUAGCCAGGCAUGGUGAUGCACAACUGUGGUCCCAGCUACAGUUGCUGAGGUGGGAGGAUCGCUUGAGCCUGGGCAGUCAAGGCUGCAAUGAGCAGUGAUUGUGCCACUGCACUCCCUCCUGGACAACAGAGCAAGACCCCAUCUCAAAAAAAAAAAAAAGGAAAAAUGAAAAGAAAAAAAAGAAAAAGCAAAGCAAGAGAUAUAGGAAGUGCCUUCAUAUGUAUUUUUCCACAGUUUAAAAUUUUCAUAAAAUCAUAACUCUCUGACUUCAUGUAGAAAGUAUAUCACACUGGAAUGAACUUGUAGCUUUUUCUUGAUGUAAUCCAACCAAUGGGAGCACAAUUCUGGUAUAUAGGCUGUCUAGAAUUUGAAAGAAAUCAAAUAAUUCAUUUUGUUUUGCUGAGAAAAUUUUAAGAAAUCACGUGGCUAUGUGUUAUUAUUAUUACAAGAUGACUGAUCACUAUUAUGUCUUCUUUCACUUCUCAAUUUCCCUCAGAGCACCCCACCCAGACUACAGGCUCUGGAGGGUGGGGACCAUGUCUGGGUUGUUUACUGAUGCAUUUUAUAAUUUGACACAUAGAGACCAAUAAUACUCCUUUGAAUGAAGAAAUUAAUAAUUAUCAUUGCGUGAUAUUGUGAUUACAUCAUUUCCUCCCAAUUUCCAAACUCCUGAUAGAAUAGAGAAUAGAUCAAUUGUAGCAAUUGGUUUCGAAGUAAAGACAACGCAUGGUGGCGCUACAGGCUAAGGUUUCAAAAAAAGGAACCGGAAAAAGCCCAUGAAAUGCUACCAGCUACUUCAGACCUCUUUCAGCCUAAGAGGAAAGCCUGUUAGCAGAGCACGGACCAGCGUCUCCGGAGAAUGCUAUUCUCCUACAUUUCCGGACAGGUUAUCAACGGACAGAUCGAUCACUGCCUCUGUCCCAUCGCUCCCUGAAGUAGCUCUGACUCCGGUUCCUUGAAAGGGGCGUGUACAGAAGUAAAGAUGGAGCCUGUAGGGGAGCGCUUUCCUGAACAAAGGCAAGUCCUGAUUCUCCUUCUUUUACUGGAAGUGACUCUGGCAGGCUGGGAACCCCGUCGCUAUUCUGUGAUGGAGGAAACAGAGAGAGGUUCUUUUGUAGCCAACCUGGCCAAUGACCUAGGGCUGGGUGUGGGGGAGCUAGCCGAGCGGGGAGCCCAGGUAGUUUCUGAGGAUAACGAACAAGGCUUGCAGCUUGAUCUGCAGACCGGGCAGCUGAUAUUAAAUGAGAAGCUGGACCGGGAGAAGCUGUGUGGCCCCACCGAGCUCUGUAUAAUGCAUUUCCAAGUGUUACUGAAAAAACCUUUGGAAGUAUUUCGAGCUGAACUGCUAGUGAGAGACAUAAACGAUCAUUCUCCUGAGUUUCCUGAAAGAGAAAUGACCCUGAAAAUCCCAGAAACUAGCUCCCUUGGGACUGUGUUUCCUCUGAAAAAAGCUCGGGACUUGGACGUGGGCAGCAAUAACGUUCAAAACUACAAUAUUUCUCCCAAUUCUCAUUUCCAUGUUUCCACUCGUACCCGAGGGGAUGGCAGGAAAUACCCAGAGCUGGUGCUGGACACAGAACUGGAUCGCGAGGAGCAGGCCGAGCUCAGAUUAACCUUGACAGCGGUGGACGGUGGCUCUCCACCCCGAUCUGGCACCGUCCAGAUCCUCAUCUUGGUCUUGGACGCCAAUGAUAAUGCCCCGGAGUUUGCGCAGGCGCUCUACGAGGUGCAGGUCCCAGAGAACAGCCCAAUAGGCUCCCUAGUUCUCAAGGUCUCUGCUAGGGAUUUAGACACUGGGACAAAUGGAGAGAUAUCAUACUCCCUUUAUUACAGCUCUCAGGAGAUAAACAAACCUUUUGAGCUAAGCAGCCUUUCAGGAGAAAUUCGACUAAUUAAAAAACUAGAUUUUGAGACAAUGUCCUCGUAUGAUCUAGAUAUAGAGGCCUCUGACGGCGGGGGACUUUCUGGAAAAUGCUCUGUGUCUGUUAAGGUGCUGGAUGUUAACGAUAACUUCCCAGAACUAAGUAUUUCAUCACUUACCAGUCCUAUUCCCGAGAAUUCUCCAGAGACAGAAGUGGCCCUGUUUAGGAUUAGAGACCGAGACUCUGGGGAAAAUGGAAAAGUGAUUUGCUCAAUUCAGGAUGAUGUUCCUUUUAAGCUAAAACCUUCUGUUGAGAAUUUCUACAGGCUGGUAACAGAAGGGGCUCUGGACAGAGAGACCAGAGCCGAGUACAACAUCACCAUCACCAUCACAGACUUGGGGGCCCCAAGGCUAAAAACCGAGCACAGCAUAACCGUGCUGGUCUCCGACGUCAAUGACAACGCUCCCGCCUUCACCCAAACUUCCUACACUCUGUUCGUCCGCGAGAACAACAGCCCCGCCCUGCACAUCGGCAGUGUCAGCGCCACAGACAGAGACUCAGGCACCAACGCCCAGGUCACCUACUCGCUGCUGCCGCCCCUGGACCCGCACCUGCCCCUCGCCUCCCUAGUCUCCAUUAACACAGACAACGGCCACCUGUUCGCCCUCAGGUCGCUGGACUACGAGGCCCUGCAGGCGUUCGAGUUUCGCGUGGGCGCCACAGACCGCGGCUCCCCGGCGCUGAGCAGCGAGGCGCUGGUGCGCGUGCUGGUGCUGGACGCCAACGACAACUCGCCCUUCGUGCUGUACCCGCUGCAGAACGGCUCUGCGUCCUCUACGGAGCUGGUGCCCCGGGCGGCCGAGCCGGGCUACCUGGUGACCAAGGUGGUGGCGGUGGACGGCGACUCGGGCCAGAACGCCUGGCUGUCGUACCAGCUGCUCAAGGCCACGGAGCCCGGGCUGUUCGGCGUGUGGGCGCACAAUGGCGAGGUGCGCACCGCCAGGCUGCUGAGCGAGCGCGACGCGGCCAAGCACAGGCUGGUGGUGCUGGUCAAGGACAAUGGCGAGCCUCCGCGCUCGGCCACCGCCACGCUGCACUUGCUCCUGGUGGAUGGCUUCUCUCAGCCCUACCUGCCGCUCCCUGAGGCGGCCCCGGCCCAGGCCCAGGCCGACUCGCUCACCGUCUACCUGGUGGUGGCUUUGGCCUCAGUGUCGUCUCUCUUCCUCUUCUCGGUGCUCCUGUUCGCGGCGGUGCGGCUGUGCAGGAGCAGCAGGGCGGCCUCGGUGGGUCGCUGCUCGGUGCCCGAGGGCCCAUUUCCAGGGCAUCUGGUGGACGUGAGCGGCACCGGGACCCUGUCCCAGAGCUACAAGUACGAGGUGUGUCUGACAGGAGGCUCUGAAAGUAAUGAUUUCAAGUUCUUGAAGCCUAUAUUCCCCAAUAUUCUGAGCCAGGACUCUAGGAGGAAAUCAGAAUUUCUAGAAUAAUGUAGGUAUCUGAAGCUUUCCUACCGUCUGUUAACUUUGUCUUCCUCACUUCACCUUAGUUUUUUUUAACCCUUUAGUAAUCUUGAAUUCUACCUUUUUUAAAUUUCUACUGUUGUCUUUAGUAAUGUUACUCAUUUCCUUGGCCUGGUUGUUAGUUUUCAAAUUAUUGUAUUAUUAUAAAUAUUUUAUAUCAGGAAAGUUCAUAUUUCUGAAUAAAUUAAUAGUAUUCAUUCCUGAAGGGUAAUAUGAAAGUUAACCCCACCUAAUAAACAUAACUCUAAUUUUGAAAGUACCUUUCACACUAUAUGACACUACAUAAGAAUGUAUGAUUUUUGAAGUCAUAUUUUAAGGUUUUUUAAUAGUUUUCUUAUUUACACAGCUCUGACUUUUUGACAAAAGUUUGGGGUGUAAUCAUUUCAUAUUUAUCCAUGUGUAAUUUCUUCUAAGCUUCAUAUUUGGAGUUUUGUUUUUUUCCAAUAAGGAGCAACAUGGACAAUUUUAAGCUACUCUUUUCAAGGUCACACUUGUAAGCAUGAGACUUUCAUUCUAAAACACACAUGUCAUCUCAUAAAAAUAUAUCUGCAUAAUGUAUUCUUUCUCAUGUAAAUUAACAUAGAAAAGACUAAUGGGUUCUUUCUUAUCUCUGUCUAAUGUUAUGAUCCUAUUGGGGGGCUGGACAGGCUUUCUAAUACCCAGAUUUACUGUGUUUAAGGUGUUCCUAUAAGGCCAAUAGACACCAGGACCAAGUAAUGCAUCUCCUGCAAUUUCCUCUUGCCACAGUAGGAAAAUCUUAACUAAGUUCCAAAUUCUGGGCUUAGAGGAGCUUCUGAUGGUACAGUAUGCCAACAUUUACUUGUCUUUGGAUGGUGACAUUGUUCUGAUUCAUAAGGAAUUUGAAAGAAAAUACAUUGUAGAAUUAAUAUUAGUUAACCAAACAAAAUUUAUUAAAGGAUAUGUUGGUGAAGGAGUUGAAUUAUUUGAGGAAAAAACAUCUGCUGUCUUGUCAGGACUUUUCAACUUUGUCUCCAGGAGCUUUUCAACUUUGUCUUUUCAACUUUGUCUCCAGGAGCUUCUCAACUUUGCAGAUACUCUAGAAUGGUAUUGCAUGCAAAAUAAUGACUGCCAAGAUGUUCCUGCCCUAAUCCCCAGAACCUAUGAGUAUGUUAUACUGCAAAGAAAUUAAGGUUCAAACAGAAUUAAGGUUGCCAAUCAGCUAAACUUAAAAUAGGGAGACUCUCCUAGAUAAUCUGGGUGGGUCUAUUUCAAUCAGUGGAAAGCCCAUAAAAGCAGAGUUGAGUCUUCCCUGAGAUGAAAAAGAAAUUUCAUUUAAGGACAACAGCUUCAGCUUGUGCCCCAGAGUUCCAGCCUGCCCCUCCUAACUGCCUGCUGUACAGGUUUUGGACUUGUCUAACCACGUUUCACAACUGAAUAAGUCACUUCCUUGCAAUAAAUUGAUUACUAUACAUCUCCUGCUGCCUGUUUCUCUGGCUGAACUCUAACUAACACAGAUUUUGAUACCUGGAAGUGGGGUGCUACUGUAAUAAACACUUAAAAUGUGCAGGUGGCUUCUGAAUUGGACAGUGGGCAGAGACUGGAAGAACUUUAACAGGCAUGACAGAAAAAGCCUCUCUUGCUUUGGACAGAGUGUUAGCAGAAAUAUGGUGUUAACAAAUCUGCUAGUAAGGACUCAGAAUGAAGUGAGGAGCAUGGUGGAGAAACAUGUUGCCUUAGAGAAUACCUACUUCACUUUAAAUAGAUUGUGAGUAGAAAUAUGGAUGUUAAAGUCUCUGCUGGUGAGGGUGCAGAAAUGAGGAAAAUAUUAUUGGAAAUUGAAGAAAAGGGAAUCCUUUUAUAUGGUGAGAGAAAAAUUAGCUGAAUUGUGUCUUGUAGUUAUGUAGAAAGAACUUGUAAGCAAUGAACUUGGGAGAUUUCACUGAGAUUUUCAGGCAAAGGGUUGAAUGUACAGCCUGUUUUUUUUUCUUGCUUCUUAUAGUAAAAUGUGAGAGGGAAAAGAAUGAGAGGAAUUAGAUUGAGAGAAGAACUGUGAAGCAAAAAGGAAACCAGACUUGGUGGUUGGGGAAAUUCUCACCCUAUUCUGACUGCAACAGAUGUUAAAAUCAGGAGAUUCACUGCUAAGGAUGCAUGUUCUGGAGAGAAAGCCACAGACAUAUUAGGACAACCUUUUACUAGUGCCUUGAAAGAAUCAGGUAGUCAAUCAUACAGAAGGCUCUUUGAAGAGACUAGGCACAUGACAUGGAUAUCUUCAGCCACAUCAGCAGAAGCCAGGAAUAGAGACAUAAUUAUUCAGUAAAUAACUUCGAAGGAGUCUCUUGUUUAAUAAAUUGAAUCCCUGUGAAAUGCACAGGAAAUAAGGUUAUUAAGAAUGUUUAAUCGGCAGUAACACUGCCAGCUUGAAUUGAAAGGGAUAGAGAGAACUAAUUAAAGGAGGAUGUGGUACCCUCCUCCCCAAAUUUUGUAAGCAAGAAAUAGACUGAUAACACUGCUUAGCUAAAAAUAUGUGCCAAUUCAAAUGAAAAAGGAAGAAUAGUUCAGAGGAUGGAGCCUGAAGUCCAGAGAGUACAGCUCUCAAACCACAGAGGAUUUGUCAGUCCCAAGCCUUGAAAGCAGAAGUUUCCCUGGAUGUAUUGCCACAUUCAUUGGUGCAGGUGAUUUUUUUUUUUUUUACUUUUACUUUUUUACAUAGUUGUCAGACUAGGUUCCAAGUUGUCUACUUAAGAUGUAUGAGACAUUUGUCAGAGAAGUAGUGAGGUAGGAGAUCAGCAGGACUUAUUUUCCUGUCAAAACAGGACAAAAUGAAGAAAUUGACAGGAACCAGCAGGUGGUGCACAAUUGAAGUUAAAAACCCUGCAGGAAGUAGCAGGUGGUGCCGAAGGCAACCUCUAAUUGCCUUCACUGCUCAUUAGCAUAAGAGAUUCCCACCAGCCCCAUGACAAUUUACAAAUAUCAUGGCAACCCAGAAGUUACCACCCUUUUCCAUGGCAACGACCUAGAAGUUACUGCCUCUUUUUCUAGAAAGUUCUGAAUAAUCAGCUCCUCAAUUUGCAUUAACUCACCUCUUAAUUAGCAUGUAAGUGAAAGUAGGUAUAAGUGGGUAUAAAUAUAGUUGCCAACAACCCAUAACAUAAGUUGCUACUGCCAACUCUGGGUGCACUGCAAAAGAGUUAGCCCUGCUCAGCAAGGAGCAGUCCCUUUCAAUAAAAGAUUGCUGUCUAACAGCACCUGAUUGCCCUUGAAUUCUUUUAUGUGUGGAGCCAAAAACCCUCCCAGGAUAAGCCCUAAUUUGGGGCCUUGCCUGUCUUGAAUCAGUCAUAUUGUUUUCCCUGGGGUGUUAUCAAGGGACAGUACUCUGAACUACUGCAAUUAAAUUUAUAUCAUCAUUCAAUCAUCUCACAAUUGGCAAACAUAUGCAAAUAACUGAAUUUUCAAGAAAUAUUCCUGGCUAGUAGCAUCUCCAAAAGCUGACUUUGGAGAACAGAAUCAGAAAGUGAACUGAUAAAUGCGAGGCACGCUUUUAAAUCUGGACUUAACGGUAUCCUGAGCAAGAUGACUAAGAUGUUUAUGCAGCAAUCCAGACUACCCUGCCCCCAUCACAGGCAAUAAGUAGCAAGGCUAAAAAUUUUACUUAGUAAAAUUGACUAAAUAUGGAUCCUGAAAAUAUUCAUAAGUGGAUCAGCAAUCCGUGUGUUUUUGUGGAUUACGGCUAUUUGAAGGAUAAGUACCAAUUCUCCUCUAUAUCAUGCAUAGCACCUAGAACAAUUUUGAACAUGAGUGACAAGUCAUUGUUUCUUAGUGAAUAAAAAAAUUAAGGACAGUGAAAUAAGUUUCUUGGAAACUAGCAGGGUAGAGACUCUCAUCAACAUAAACAGAAACAUUCAUUUUACCUAUUUUGUCUUUCAGAUUUUGUAGACUUCUUUUGAGAUUUCUGUAAGUCUCAUCUUGCCUUUUAUGAUGUUAAUCUAAGGCCAUUGACCAUCUUGCUUUAUUUCCCUUCCUUGCUUUUAUUUUCUUCCUAAAUGGCAAUUGGAAUACAUAGGUAGUUGUGGUCAUAUGACAGCAUUCACAAGGUGGGAGCUACCUUAUUCCAACAAUUGGAAAGUGGAGGAGAAUUUUAAUUUCUUCCACAAAUGAAUUUAAAUGGGGGCAACAGUUUUCUGAGAAACCCAUUAGCUAUGUUUUUGGUAUAAUAAGAAUAAGCUGCAGUGUCUCUUCACUAUCCUCCAAACCACUACUUAAAAGAGCAACAUGGAACUUCUAUUUCUAGUUUGAUUACUGUAAACAUGGAAAUUAUGUGUAAUUUUAGACAAUUUAGUUAAUAUGACUAUUUAAAUGUACAUAAAAUUAUCCAUUUUGGCUGAUGGUUGAAUUUUUAGAAAAGAUUUCCUUAAAAGUUGAAAGCUUGGCUGUACUAGCAGAGGUCUCUCUGGAUAUUUUGAAGUCAUAAUGGAGUGUUAUGAGUUAUCUUUGGGAUAAUCCCCUAAGGGUUUUAUAAUCUCAGAUAAACACUGUGAUGAUGUAUUUUCUUCACAAAAGAACAAAGGAAACAUAAACAUAAUGAAUAUUUUUUGUUAAUCCAAUGCCUAUUCCUGUAAAAAUGGGUUCCUUUCCUGUAAAAUCAAUAGAAUAUAGGCUCUAAUAUAGCAAGCUCAUUUCAUAUGUAUUGCCAGUCUAUUGAGGGAGAGGCUUGUGUCUUUUUUCCCAAGCAAAGCCAAAUAGCAUUCAAUGAGAGUUCACUUUGGUGAUGUUUAAUGAAAAUCUAACUCAGGUAGAGGCCUCACUGGAAUACUCCAUGAACAGAAAUGUAAUCUGGGCAAAACCCUGCAGGCUUUAUCUUGGGAAAUGUAAUAAAAAAUAAUCAGAAUAUUGUCUCUAUUGCUGAAUCAGUAGCCUGGAAAUCACUGCAGAAGUUUUACCUGUGGGAGGCUAUGGGAACCCUCUUGUGUCAUGUGCUCUCAAAUGUGAAUGAGCAGGUCAAGAACUAAGGAUAUUCAAAAGAUUUUAAAUGUCCAAAUAGGCAGUUCUGGAAAUACCUCAACAUUGUUUGGAUAUUACAUUUGACAUGAAAUAAAAAGCAUAUGAAAUACUUUGCCCAAGUUCUGUUCCAAGUUCUCUUUCUGACCAGAUAUUUCAGUCUGACCAUUGUUAAAAGUCUGAUCCAUGCCAGGGAAGUCAGGCAUUCCAAAUUUUGGCAGACCCAAAGAAUGGAGGUUAAAGAUAUUCCUGAACAUGCUCCUUGAAGGAAUCUUGUGUCACUCAACUAGCCUGUCCCUAAAUGUUACUCCUCAAAUUGUCACUACUGCCAUCAACAUUCAGAAUCAUGUUUGAAAAGCAUAUGCUCUUCUACAUAUCUCUUAUAUUCUGCAUUGAAAAUGACUUUUAGAAAUUCAUACUUCAUAGUAACAGAAAAUGUACUAACCAGAAAGAUCUUUUGCCAAAUUUAUACUUCCCUUAGUCUAAAUUCUUUUAGUUUUAAUCAACAGAAACCCAAUUCAAAUUAGCUCUCAAGAUAAAAUACAGAAUUUAUUGAGAAGAUAUUAGGGUAUAUAAUGUAGUUUAGGAUAUGUUUGGAAAUAAAACUGAUUGAAGGGUAAGGCCAUAACAAUUAGAAACAAGGACUUGACCAUUUUUUCUAUCCUGCUGGUUUCAUUCCCUUUUACUUCAGACCAGCUUCCUUCACGUGGAGAAAAAUGCACUUAUAUUUCAAGAGCCUAAAAGUUAUUUUAAAACUAUUAUAAGUUGACUCAUGCCUUUUCUGGUACCAAGUUUGGAAAUACUGGUGGGCUUAUAUCAAUUCCAAACUAGGGCUAGGAAGCAGAAGAUUCGUGUUUGUUGGUUUAGUAAUAUGACUACUCCCAUUUGUUUUACAAGAGUCCAAUGGGGUGGAGAUAUAUGUACUCCCUGGAAAAGGGGAGGCAAAUGCAUAUCUGCAUGUGUCAGUAAUCACCAACACCAAUGAUUUGAAAUUAAGGGAAUCACAGUUAACCUUUUCUUCAUAAUUCUUGUAUUUUAUGUGUCUGCAAAUAUUAAAGAAAUUUUACUUCACAAUCAGGGCAACAGAUAGACGGUAGCUCAAUUACUUUGAACAUCCAGGCAUUUGUCUGUGGAAUGGUCAUAGGUGACAAUGGCAACUCAACAUUGAUGCUGAAUUUCUGUAUACUGCUCAGCUCACUAAAGAAAACUGAUGCCCAGUAGUAAGGGCAAAGUAGACUAUCUGGAGUGGUGGCAAUUGAGGGUGGUUCCUCUUAAAAUGGGAAUUAAAAUCAGUGACGCCUGUGACAUCUAUUUCUUCAUCAAAAUCUUCCACAGAACAUUCAUUUUAGCUAGCACAGUAGCCAUUAGCAUCUUUUUAAGUGGAUUUUUUCUUACACACCUAGAUGCCCCUUAAUAAUAUGUCAAAGGAAGAGAUGUAAUACCAAAAUGACUUAAAUACAUGAAUUUGUUCUUGACCUUUCUAUGUUUCUGACUGCAGUAAUCAUUAUCUAACUGACUGGGGCUUUUGAUAACUGCAUUACUUCUGGUUAUCAGCAUAGUCAUAAAAAAUUAAAAAUUCUCAUGAAUUCUAGGACUUUCAGAAGUUGGCACCAUACUUACAACCCCCAUUAUGAAUAUUAAUGGCUGGAGAACAGCAAAUGCCAUUUCCUCUAGGGUAUUACCAUUAGUACCCAAUCAUCAGUAGUCUCUGUCACUUGUGGCAAUGAUGGUCGUUUUCAAGAUAAUAUUAAUUUGUAUACCAAAUGAGAGAAGAAAGCUCAUUACUGCUACUUUUAGAUUUGGUCUUUCUCUUGCCUUUUCCAAAAAACAUAUUUGAUUAAUUCCUGACAACCUUCUUACGUAUAGAAAUGCAUGUUUUGAAACAAGCCUAGAGAUCCCAAUGUGUACUACUUCCUUUGUAUCUUAAUUUACAAAUGUUUUAUGGGUAAAGUCUAGAAUUUAAAGGCAUCUCUAAAGGAUUAAUAACUUUGUCUUUCUUAGACUGAUCUGGAAUACCUUGAGAAGAGCAUUACUUCCAUUUAUCAGCAUAGUUACCAAAAAGUCGAGAAAAAUCUAUCAUGAUACAUAAAUGAUGAUGCCUCAAACAAUUUUAGAAAUCUACAGCUACAAAUACACAAAACCCCAUAGUGGUUUGUGUAUUUGUGUGUGUGCAUUUGUGCCUGUAUAUGUGUGUGUUUCUGGUGGGUGGCUUUAGUAGACAGUGGCAAUAAAGUGCAGAGAUAAAUACCACAGUAACAUUGCUUUUCCAAAACUUUUCCACAUUACGAUUUUUUUCUUUAAUCUAUGAAUGUAUUUAAUAAAGUUGGCAUUAGCAACAUAUUGUAGAAGAGUUUACAUUUUCAAAUGAAAGGAAGUUAUUUCUUGCAAAUGGAAUAAUCCCAACAUUAUUGAAUUUAGAAUUUUCGUGACCUUUUUGGCCUUGAAGGAGCAGCCCAGGAGAAGGAGCUGUGAAGUAGAUAUGGUAAAUUUUCCCCCAGUGAGAUCAGGAAACAAUAAAGUUGACAAUAGGAUCUGACAGGAUGAGGGUGAGGUUAGUGUGGCAAAUGUGUGCAAGGGCAGGGUGGUUCCUGUGCUUACUUAAAAUUUCAUAUUUUGUUUCUCAUGGGUGUUUACAUUAAAUUUUAAUUUUUACAAUAUUGCAACAAAUAGUAUUUAUCUCCAAGUUUUGGGAUAAUGACUUAAAAUUUGCAUCUGAGUUACUUGCUUCGCCCUUGUCCCAGUUGUUCGUUGUUUCCAACUUGCAAGUUCAAAUGUUACUAUGGUAACAGUGAUGGCUACAACUGGAAUUCGAGCAAAGAAAUCUGAAGCAAGUCCUAUUCCAAAUAUGGAGUGGCAGGAGCAAUGAUGGAAGAAUCCAAAGACAUCCAAGCAGAUCUCAUGAGCUGGAGUCCUGCAGACUGGGAAUGGAACAGCACCUGUGUGAUCAUGAUUGUCUAGGAAAAUUGUUUGUAAGUUUUUCUUCCAGGUGACAUGCAGCCAAGUCAGUGUGCUAAUUUUGUUGAGAAUUUGUGCAUCUAUAUUCAUGAGAGAUGUUGAUCUACAAUUUUUUUUCUUGUAAUACCCUUGUCAGGAUUUAGUUUCAGGGUUCUCCUGGUCUCAUCAAAUGACUUGCCAAUUGUUUCCUCCACUUCUUCUUUUAUGAAAGAGUUUAUGCAAGAUAGUUAUUAUUUCUACUUUAUGUAUUUGAUAGAAUUUACUGCAGAACCCAACCAUGAAUGACAUUUUCUUUGUGGGAAGAUUUUGAGUUGCACACUCAAUUUCUUAAAUAAAUAUGCUGCAAUUCUAAUUUUCUGUUUCCUCUUCUGUCAGCAGCUGGCAGCUUGUGUUUUUUAAGCAAAUUUGUCUAUUUUAUCAAAGAUGUUGAAGUUAUUGUCAUGAAGCUAUUGAUAAUAUUUCUUUCUCAUCUUUCAAUAUAUUUAGAAUCUGCAGUGAGGCCCUCCCCCUUUCACUAUGGAUAUUGGUAAUUUAUGUUUUCCCUCCUUUUGUCUUUAUUGGUAUUUCUGUCAAUGUACCAAUUUUAUUAAUUUUGAAAAACAAGACAAUCAUUGGUUUCACUACUUUUCCUAUUACUUUCUGUUUUCUUCCUUUUCUCAGAGAAAAAAAGGCUGGAGUGCAGUGAUGCAAUCAUAGCUCACUGUGACAUCAAACCGCUAGCCUCAAGAGAUCCUCCUAAGGCCAGGCAUGGUGGCUCACACCUGUAAUCCUAGCACUUUGGGAGGCUGAGGCAGGUGGAUCACCUGAGGUCAGGAGUUUGAGACCAGCCUGGCAAACAUGGUGAAACCCCAUCUCUACUGACAAUACAAAAAUUAGCCAGGCAUGGUGGCGGGCACCUAUAAUCCCUGCUACUCGGGAGGCUGAGGCAGGAGAAUCGCUUGAACCUCGGGGGUCAGAGGUUGCAGUAAGCCAAGAUCAUGCCACUUCACUCCAGCCUGGAUGAAAGAGCAAAAUUCCAUCACACACACACACACACACACACACACACACACACACAAAAGAGAGAGAGAGAGAGAUCCUCCUUCCUCUACCUCAUGAAUAGCUAGGACUACAGGUGCAUGCCACCAAAUCCAGCUAAUUAUUUUUAUUUUUAUUUUUGUAGAGACAGUGCCUCACUAUGUUGCCUAAGUUGGCCUCAAACUUCUGGGCUUAAGCAAUCCUCCCAAAUCAACCUUCAAAAAUACUGGGAUUACACGUGUGAGCUGCCUUUUCUAGCCUCCUUUUUGUUUUCUAUUUUAUUGAUUUCUGCUCUUCUGUUUUUAUUUCUUUUAUUCUAUAUAUUUUGAGUUUAGUUUUCUCUUUUCUAGCUUCUCUGAAAGCUUAGAUCAUUGAUUCUAAGCCUUUCUUUUCUAACACACUUGAAAAUACAUAAAAAUAUGAAGUUAUAAAUUUCUUCCUAUAUAUUACUUAAGUUGCAUUUCAUGAACUUGACUAGUUUGUGUUUUUGUUACCAUUCAGUUUGAACUAUUCUUCUUUGACCCAUUGCUUGACUAUAAUUGUGUUGCUUAAUUUCCAACUAUCCAAAGGUAACAUUUUUUAUUUCCAAAAUAAUUAUUUUUUGGUCUGGGAGCAUACUCUGUAUAAUUUCAACCCUUUGAGAUUUAUGAAGUCAUUAAAAAUUAUUCAGCAUGUAAGUUACCAUGGUGAGUUCCCCAUGUGUGCUUGAAAGAAAUGUGUAACCUGCAGUUGUUGGUUGAGUAUUCUGUAAAUAUCAAUUAAAUCAAGUCACUUGAUAA